GCUCUUCCUUCAGUUCUGUUGGACUGCUGGUGCAGCAGGUUCUGAUGGCGCAUUUGGUGUUGCCGCUGGUGGUGCAAAUGGUAUUGAGGAGGACGAUCUACACCUGUGCCAAUGAGGAACAACGUAGUCCUGAGCUUCAGCAGCUCUUCUUUCCAGCCAGCUUCUGCCAGCAUGGACAACGGCCUGGCGAUCCCGUU
This is a messenger RNA of Durusdinium trenchii, 197 nucleotides long. The record is from the annotation of a GenBank genome assembly. NCBI's taxonomy places the organism in Eukaryota, Dinophyceae, Suessiales, Symbiodiniaceae.